AUGGUGGCCGCGAUAGCCUCCGGAAUACAAUUCGGGUGGGCGUUACAGCUUUCCCUUCUGACUCCAUAUGUGCAGCUACUUGGCAUACCCCACAAAUGGGCCGCCUUCAUCUGGCUAUGUGGCCCCGUUUCGGGCAUGCUUGUGCAGCCUGUUGUUGGCUAUUACAGUGACAACUGUUCCUCCUGGUUUGGUCGCCGCCGCCCCUUUAUCGCGGCUGGGUCUGCCCUAGUCUCCAUAGCAGUCUUCCUUAUUGGAUUUGCUGCUGAUCUUGGCCACUCCUCCGGUGACCCCCUCGGAAAUUCCCCUAAGCCCCGGGCUAUUGCUGUUUUUGUCGUUGGCUUUUGGGUCCUUGAUGUGGCCAACAACAUGUUGCAGGGUCCUUGUAGAGCAUUCUUGGCUGAUCUUUCGGGUGGCAAUGCACGCAGAAUGUCAACGGCGAAUGCAUUAUUCUCCUUUUUCAUGGCUGUGGGCAAUGUGUUGGGGUAUGCUGCAGGUUCAUACACUCACCUCUACAAAAUGUUUCCAUUCUCAAAAACAAAAGCUUGUGAUGUGUACUGCGCAAAUCUGAAGAGCUGUUUUUUCCUUUCAAUAGCCCUUUUAAUUACCCUUACAGUACUGGCUUUAUCAAUGGUACAUGAAAAGGCCACCGGCACCACGCCUUCAACGGGCGAGCAAACUGGUGGCGUAGUGGAGUGUAGUAAAAAGGAAGGUGGGAUACCUGUUUUAGGGGAAUUAUUUGCUGCUUUAAAGGAUUUGCCUAGGCCUAUGUGGAUUUUAAUGUUGGUGACUUGUUUGAAUUGGGUUGCUUGGUUCCCAUUCUUGUUGUUUGACACUGAUUGGAUGGGGAAGGAGGUUUUCGGCGGAAAGGUGGGGGACAAUGGGUUGUAUGACCGCGGAGUGCGGGCCGGUGCACUCGGUUUGAUGCUCAACUCGGUGGUGUUGGGAUUCACCUCCUUAGGAGUCGAGUUUUCUGGGCGGCGGCUUGGUGGGGCGAAGAGACUUUGGGGUAUUGUCAACUUCUUGCUGGCCGUUUGCUUGGUUAUGACGGUUUUGAUCACGAAAUUGGCCGAGUCUACACGACGAUACACCACUACUAGUGGUGGUGGCACCACCGCUUUGAAACCGGAGGCCGGUGUCGUUGCGGGGGCUUUGACUCUCUUUGCAGUUCUUGGCAUUCCUCAAGCUGUGACUUUUAGUAUUCCAUUUGCUUUGGCUUCCAUAUUUUCUAGUGAGCAUGGUGCAGGACAAGGUCUUUCACUGGGAGUUCUAAAUCUUGCCAUUGUCAUACCCCAGAUGGUGGUGUCGGUUGUGAGCGGACCAUGGGAUGAAUGGUUUGGAGGCGGUAACUUACCGGCGUUCAUUGCGGGGGCUGUGGCAGCUGCGGCCAGCGGCAUUGUUGCCUUAACUAUGCUCCCGUCUCCUGAUAUAUCAUCAUUCAAGACUGUGACUAAUGUUGUCGCAUCUCAUUGA
This is a messenger RNA of Fraxinus pennsylvanica, 1470 nucleotides long. Lineage: Eukaryota; Viridiplantae; Streptophyta; Magnoliopsida; Lamiales; Oleaceae. The record is from the annotation of a GenBank genome assembly.